Molecule: messenger RNA, 2814 nt
Organism: Salpingoeca rosetta
Lineage: Eukaryota; Choanoflagellata; Craspedida; Salpingoecidae
Product: leucine-rich repeat containing protein
Exons: 6
Coding region: 1-2814 (937 amino acids)
Molecular function (GO): protein binding
Source: RefSeq, a predicted model, not a curated record
AUGGAGGUUGAGUUGGAAGAGAAGAGCAAGGUUGAGUUGCAGGAGCUGGCGGUGGACCUUGGGAUCAAGCAGCCCGGUGUUGGUUGGCCGAAAUGCUGCCCUCCAAAAGGUGUCAAAGCAGACAUCAUUCGCGCCAUUGUCGCCCACAUCCAGCAGCAAGCAAAUAACGAACUAGAAGAAGAGCAAGGAGAAGAGCAAGGAGAAGAGCAAGGAGAAGAGCGAGAGGUGGAGGGGCUGGAAGUUGAGGACAGCGUUGGUGUUGGACAAAGGCCUGUCGUGGGAGAUGAUGAGACUGAUGAUGGGGGUGACAGUGAGCAUGUCCCUGAAUUCCACCACCAGGAACAGCAACAAAAACAAGAGGAGCAGCGACAGAAACAAGAGCGGGAAGAACAAGCACCACAACAGCAACAACAAGAGCAGUAUGAACUGAUCCAGCAAGACGUGUUGCAGGCCACAGCACAGGCACAGGCGAGCAUGAUUGAGGAUGAGCAUGCCCUCAUUCACAAGGCCAUGCUGGCUGCACGCACGACAUUCACGGCCGACUUCAGCGACAACAACCUCGCCUACUUCCCGCGCACUGUCGGCUAUGGUGUGAGCUGGCUCAGCGACCCCGUGCCCAUUGCUCUACUGCAGAACUUGGUGCUGGACCGCAACAGGCUGUGCUCGCUCCCUGAUGAGCUGACGUGCCUGACGCAGCUGCGGCGGCUCUCCGCCAAGCACAACAGCCUGCAGACCCUCCCAGAUGCCCUGCACACCUUGCCGCGCCUCCAAGUCGUGGACGUGAGCCACAACGCAUUGACAGCGCUGCCGACCACCAUCACGCAGUGUCACCGACUGCAGGUGCUGAACGUCGACGACAACCACUUGGUACAGCUGCCCGAACAGCUUGGCGACUUGAAGAGCCUGCGCGAACUUGGUAUUGGUACGCAGCCGCACCUGAAAUCGCUGCCCGUGUCGCUGUGGAGAAUAGCGGGCACGCUGACAGCACUGUGGUUCCGCGAGUGCCCCAAGCUCAACAAUGCGCCCGCGUCCCUCCUCAGAAACACAGACCUCCUCCUGCAGCACCUCAAGCGCCAAGACCCAAAUGCAGAGACACUCAACACGAUGUUUGCUGGGAUUUCGCUGUCGCCGCUUCGAAGUGCCAUGCAACACGAAGAAUCCGUCCAGCAGCAGCAGCAGCAGCAGCAGCAACGGUCACAGGGGUUGUCGCACUCCGCGAUCGGUGGAGGAGAAAUGACCUCUUCACCCCUGCCACAGCUUGUGCGGACGCAACGGCUCAGGGAGACGGGCACUGUGUCGCCAUCAAUGACACGCAGCGCCACCCAUGCAACACGCCGUGAAAUCCACCACCACCAGCCAAGGUCGCACCUUCUCAUGCCAGAUUAUGGGGAGGGGCAGCAGCAGCAGCAGCAGCAGGGAGAAUACACGCACGAACAGCAGCGCCAGCAACGGUAUCCACACGAACACCACACCCAACAGCAACCGCAACACCAACAGCAACAGCGCAGUGCGCCGCCACCUCCGCCCCUGGCUGCGGAGCAUACGCUGGCGAGCGCGCUGUCCAAAGGAAAACUGGCGAGUCCUUCCAGCGCACGUGCGCGCAUCAACCCGCAGCUGGACGUCAGCACCGUUUUCGCUGUCAUCGACACGUGCAUCGCCCUCAACCCAAUGGAUGUAACAACGCUGCUGCAGCUGCUGGACUGGUACCGAUCACUUGUGAUCAUCGUCCCGCGCAUCGUCAUGAAGGAGCUCGAGCGCAUGAAGGAGAACAACACUGAGCGCGGGUACCAUGCUCGCUCGUUUAUUCGGUUCUUGCGUCGGCGGCUGGAGCGACAGGAUCCACAGGUGCAAGUGCAACGCGUACAGGACCGGGUGUUUGCCAAGUGGGAGCAGAAGCAAUUGACAAAUGACCAUCGAAUCAUGGAGUGUGCCCUGUUUGCAAAACAACGCCUUGCGAGACCAAAGUUUGACAAGGCGCUGCUGCUGACGAACGACCAAGGUCUGCAGGUUGCGGCGAGGACAGAGGGGCUGGCAAGCGUCACCGUGCAUGACCUGGCAGACAGCCUGACGCAGCUGAUACAGAGCGAAGUCCCACGUGGUGAUGUGGCAGUGGGCGAAGCACGGGAGCGUGGUGGUGGCCUCGCCACGCAGCGUGUGCACCAUGCACAACACCCGCCGCCCCUCCAGUUUGAGCAACAGCGGCAUCACCAGCAUCGACAGCAGCAGCAGCAUCAACAGCAUGUACUGCAGCAUCGACAGCAGCAGCAGCAUCAACAGCAGCAGCACCAGCAUCGACAACAGCAGCAUCAACAGCGGCAGCAGCAGCAGCAGCAUGUACUGCAGCACCAACCGUCCCAGCCACUCGACCGCUACUCCCGCCACCACCACCAUCGCGACUCGCAGCACUUUGAGCGGCAUGCAGAGGAUGGUGACGGCCACAGCCAGCGCGAGCACCGUGGUGCAGCUGCUGUGCAUCGUGACCGCGGUGAUCGGCAUGGUGGCGGUGGCCGUGGUGGUGACCGCGGUGACGGCGAUGGUAAUCGCCUGCAGAGACGGAAGAGCCGCAACCGCAAACAUCAGCGCAGCAGACGUGGACGUGGUGGUAACCGUGGCGGUGGCCGUGGUGGUGGCAAUGGUGGUGCUGGAGAACGAAGGGGCGAGGAGCAUGCUGAACCGGGGCGAGUGCACGGGAGUAGUCAUGGAGCGAUUGGGGGAGACGAUCGGGGGCGUGGUCAGGCGGACGACAAGCACGGGUUGGCCAGGGAGCAGCACCAUCACCUACACUCGAGGCGCAACCCAUAUCCGCGCUUGUGA